AGCUGAAAGGAUGCAUCCAAUUUCAAAGCCAUAGUACUUCAUUUGUACUGAAAACUUAUAAAACAAUCCUAUGGAUAGGAUUAUCUGAUAUGUAGUGUGUGCGUCAAAUGUUUGAUACCUAUAUGACCCCUGUAAGUAGGAACCAUUCUUCUCCUCUAUUUAGAGAUGAAGCCCAGGGAGGUUUAGUUCUUUCCCAGAGUCACAGAUCUGUUAAACCCCUCUGAGCACUGAGGUCUGAGAAGCUGAGUUCAUAAAAUCAGCUUGAGGUCAAUUUGAUCCAAGGCGGGCAGAGAGGUGGUGGUCCAACUCAACCUGUAGGUUCUACUGUGAUUGUGAUUUCUCAUGACCUCCCUCUUCCCUCAGGGUCCCCUGGCAAUGGCAGAAAUGAACCCUGCACAGGGUCGUGUGGUCUUUGAGGACGUGGCCAUAUAUUUCUCCCAGGAAGAGUGGGGGCACCUUGAUGAGGCUCAGAGAUUCCUGUACUGUGAGGUGAUGCUGGAGAAUUUGACACUUUUGUCUUCACUAGGUUGUUGGUAUGGAGCCGAGGCUGAGAAGGCAGCUCCUGAGCAAGGUGUUUCUGUAGGAGCACCACAGGUCAGGACUCCAAAGCCAGGUUCAUCCACCCAGAAUGCCCAGCCUAGUGAGACAUGUGACCCACUCUUGAAAGAUAUUCUGCACCUGGCUGAACAAAAUAGAACACAAACUGAACAAAAGAUACAUAUUUGUGAGUCAGAGCCGUACCAGCCCCAAAAGCAGAUUGAAAAGAAUCUUUCCAGAAGGGACAAUUGGAAACUUUCAUUUUUGAAGAACCACGGAGUUCACAUGGCAGAGGGGGCCCUCACGUGCAGGGAAGAUUGGAAGGAAUUGCCAGCCACCUCACGCCUUCUCCAGCACCAAGUCUCUCACUGUGGGUGGAAGCCAGACAGGGAAACUGAGGGCAAGGAAGCCCUUCAGAGUGGACACAAUGAUUACAUAUGCAGUCAAUGUGGGAAAGCCUUCAGAUACAAACAUUCAAUGCUUGAGCACCACAAAAGCCACAGAGGAGAAAGGCCUUAUGAGUGCAGCAAAUGUGGGAAAUUCUUUAGGUACAAUGCCAACUUUGUGAAACAUCAGAGGAUUCACAGUGGAGAAAGGACUUAUGAAUGUAGAGAGUGUGGAAAAUCCUUUAUGUACAACUAUAGACUCAUGAGACAUAAGAGGGUUCACACUGGAGAAAGGCCUUAUGAGUGUGACAUUUGUGGGAAAUUCUUUAGGUACAGUUCCACAUUUUUUAGACAUCAAAGAGUUCACACUGGAGAAAGGCCUUAUGAAUGCAGUGAAUGUGGGAAAUUCUUUAUGGACAGCUCCACACUCAUUAAACACCAGAGAGUUCACACUGGGGAAAGGCCUUAUAAGUGCAGUGAAUGUGGGAAAUUCUUUAGGUACAACUCCACACUCAUUAGACAUCAGAGACUUCACACUGGAGAAAGGCCUUAUGAGUGUAGCAUAUGUGGGGAAUUCUUUAGGUACAACUCUAACCUCAUUAAACAUUGGAGAAAUCACACUGGAGAAAGGCCUUAUAAGUGCAGUGAAUGUGGGAAAUCCUUUAGGUACCACUGCAGACUCAUUAGACACCAGAGAGUUCACACUGGAGAAAGGCCUUAUGAGUGCAGUCAAUGUGGAAAAUUCUUUAGGUACAACUCCAACCUCAUUAAACAUUGGAGAAAUCAUACUGGAGAAAGGCCUUACGAAUGCAGUGAAUGUGGGAAAGCCUUUAGCCACAAACAUAUACUUGUUGAGCACCAGAAAAUCCACACUGGAGAAAGACCUUAUGAAUGCAGUGAGUGCCAGAAGGCCUUCAUUAGGAAAUCCCAUCUGGUUCACCACCAGAAAAUCCACAGUGAAGAGAGGCUUGUCUGUCCUGUAGGUGUGGGGCUUUCUUUAAGUACAGCUCCAGCUUUAUUAAACAUUAGAAAUUUCACAAUGAAGAAAAUUUACCAUUGACCAUUUUAAAUUGACAGUUAAUGCUAUGUAAAUUCAUAUUUCAAAUGCAGUUGAUCUCAGAAACCUUUUUAUCUUGCAGAAGUGAUACCCUAUUCUCUUUCCUGGUGUCCCUGACUAGUACUCUUCUAUACUCUGUUCUAUGGAUUUGUUACCUAUUAGCAUCUUAUAUAAGUAGAGUCAUACAACAUUCAUCUUUUUGUGAAACACUUAUUUCACUUAGGAUAAUGUUCUUAAGGUUCACCCAUUUGUAGCAUGUGUCAGAAAUCCUCACCCCACUGACUUUUUCCCCAGUGAAAUAAUAUUCCAUUGUAUGUACAUAACACAUUUCUUUAUCUAUUCAUUGGUUAAUGGACAUUGGGUUUCUUUUACUUUUUGACUACUAGGGAAAGUGCUGUUAUGAACAUAAAUGUACAUACAUAGCUUUUUGAAACCCCACUUCAGUUCUGUUUGGGUAUUAGAGUAUAUGCUCAGAAGGGGAAAUUUUGGAUCAUAAAAUAUUUUUAGGGACUGUUUUCCGUACUACCUGCACCAGUUAUGUUUUUACAACAGUGCAAGGGUUUCAUUUUCUAUAUCCUUGCCAGUAUGCCAAUACUUCAGUUCUCUCUCUCUCUCUCUCUCUCUCUCUGGAAUUGUUUUUGUUGUUGUUGUUUUAUAGCAGCUAUCUUGGGUGUGAGGUGGAGCCCUGCAUUUUCUACUUUUAUACUGCUAACCAUUAGUGACACAUCUUUUCCUGUGCUUGUUCAGAUUUGUAUAUCAUCUGAAGAAAUAUCUUUUCAAGUCAUUUUCCCAUUUUCUAAUGGGGCUAUUCGAUUUUUUUUGUAGACCUGUAGAAAUUUUUUAAACAUUUUUGAUUUUAAUUCCAUCCUAAAUAUAUGCUUUUCAACUAUUUUCUCCCAAUCCAUAGGUUACCUUUUUGUUUUGUUGAUUGUGUCCUUUGAUGUUGUUUGAAGGAAUUUUGAUUGUCAUGUAGUCUAGUUAAUUUUUAUCCGUGUUUUUGAUGUUAUAACCAAGAAAUCACUGUCAAAUUCAGUGUCAUGAAGCAUUUUCCCUAAAGCCUUAUGUUUAUGUCUUUGAUCUUCUUUUGAGACAGGGUCUUGAUACGUUGCCCAGGCUGAACACCUGGGCACAAGUGAUCUUCCCACCUCAGCCUUUGGAGUAGCUGGGACUACAGAUAUGUGUCAUUGUGUGUGACUUAGGUUUAUUUUGGUACAAAAUAUUAGGCCAAACUCUAACUUCAUACUGUUCCAUGUGGGUAUAUAGCUUUCUAAGCACAAUAUAUUGGAAAAGAUUGUCCUUUCUCCCUAUUGAGUAGGCUUAGAACCCUUUUCAAAAUCAUUUGACCACAUAUGCCAGGGUUUAUUUCUGAAUUCUGUUCAAUUGAUCUAUAUACCUUUAUGAGAGUAUUACAAUUGGAUACAUACUUUUAAAUUUUUUUUAAUGAAUAUAAUGCUGAAUCCAUUUGGAGGCCUAGGCUAGAAGUUUGUCAGUUCCUCUUUUGGAGCAGCUAAUUAUAUCUAUAUCCAAUUACUUAAAUUAGCCCAUUCACAGGGAAUCUGGGAAACAGCUAAUUCAAUCCAGUAGUCUCAUAUAAACUGUCCCCUACAACUUCAGGUUGCUGUGGCUGCUAUGAUGCUAUUCCCUGUGGGGCCCUGCUUGAGUUUUCUCUUUCCUAGCUGUAAAUAAUAAAUACUUUUGCCUUUAAUAUAUAUUAAAGUGACAUUAUGUUAUUUCUUGCCAUGAAGUGAACUUUGUUUCAAAAAACAAUCCAUACCAAGAAAGGUAUUAAAAUUGCAGUGGGCAGGGGAAUGUAGCUCAGUUACGCAACAUGUGCAAAGCCCUGGGUUCAAUUCUCAGCAACACAUACACAUACAAAUGCAGUAGAUGUUGGAAAAUUCUUUAGCCAUUUUUCUGACCUAAUUCAACACCAGGAAAUUCACACUGGAGAAAGGCCUUAGGAGUACAAGCAGUGCAUUCUUUCCUCGUUCGACAUAACUCAUUACAGCAAAUCUCUAGUGAUUCGUUCUCUAAGGAGGUAGUCAGCAAUUGAUCCCCUACUGUCCACAUUAGUAUUAUUUGCUGUGUUGCCACAUAUAUGGAAACUUUGUGAACUGUGUGGCACUACGGAGUUUGGCACUUUUGUCAAAGUUAUUUCAUUUUUACAAAAGUCGUCUUCCCUCUAGCAAUGUGCAGAGAACCACAGUGUGUAAUAACUUUGUCACAUUAAAAUGCUCAGAUAUGACAUCA
Molecule: messenger RNA, 4227 nt
Organism: Marmota flaviventris (yellow-bellied marmot)
Lineage: Eukaryota; Metazoa; Chordata; Mammalia; Rodentia; Sciuridae
Product: zinc finger protein 548-like
Biological process (GO): regulation of transcription by RNA polymerase II
Cellular component (GO): nucleus
Molecular function (GO): RNA polymerase II cis-regulatory region sequence-specific DNA binding; DNA-binding transcription activator activity, RNA polymerase II-specific
Source: RefSeq, a predicted model, not a curated record